UAUGUUUACAUUGGUCAGUUCGUUCUUCGUUAUCUUCGCAACUUCUGUCUUUCCACUGUCACUCUUUUGCUUCUGCGAUGACCACCCUUUACAUGCCAUUAUUCAGAUCAUGCACCAAUCUCAGAUCACUAGCACAACUCCACGGCCACCUUUUCGUUACUGGGCUUCUCCAUGAUCCACUCCCUUCCACCAAGCUCAUUGAAUCCUAUGCCCAAAUGGGUUCCUUUCAAUCUUCCAAACUUGUUUUCAAAUCCUUCCCCAACCCAGAUUCUUUCAUGUGGGGUGUUCUAAUAAAAUGCUCUGUUUGGAGUAACUUAUUUCAAGAAGCCAUUUUUCUCUACCUCACUAUGAUAAAGAAUGGCCGAGUCCAUAUCAGUAACUUCAUAUUUCCUUCGGUUCUCAGGGCUUGUUCUGGUUUUGGUGAUCUGGUUAUUGGUGAAAUGGUCCAUGGGACCAUUAUGAAAAAUGGAUUUGGAAAAGAUUCUGUUAUUCAAUCUUCACUUCUCUCGUUGUACAGCGAAAUGGGAUGCUUAAGUAAUGCUAAGAAAAUGUUUGAUGAAAUGACUGUGAGAGACUUGGUUUCCUGGAGUUCGAUUAUUUUGAGUUACGUGGAGAAUGAGAAGGUUAAUGAAGGAUUGGAGAUGCUUCGUUUAAUGGUUUUGGAAGGUAUUAGACCGGACUCUGUAACAAUGCUUAGUGUAGCAGAGGCUUGUGGUGACUUGGGGUUCUUAAAAUUAGCAAGGUCUAUCCAUGGUUAUAUAGUGAGGAGGAAGAUUGAAAGUGAUGGAUCAUUGGCCAGUUCUCUUGUUGCAAUGUAUAGCAAAUGUGGUGACUUGGGUAGUGCAGAGAGAAUCUUUGUAAAUGUAACGAAACGUAGUACUGCAUUGUGGACAUCGAUUAUUUGUAGCUACCAUAGGAAUGGUAGGUUUGUAGAAGCGUUACAAUCCUUUGUUUCUAUGUUAGACUCUCAUGUCGAACCCAAUUCAGUGACCAUGAUGAGUGUUUUAGGUUCUUUUGCAGGAUUAGGCUGGCUUAGAGAAGGGAAGUUGGUUCAUUGUUACAUAAUUAGGAGAGAAAUGGAUAUUGACUAUGAUGUUUUAGGGCCAGUUUUCAUAGAACUGUAUAUGAAAUGUGGAAAGUUAAAUUAUUGUGAAAAUAUUCUUCGCAUCGUCGAAGGAAGAAAUAUUGUGGCAUGGAAUAUGAUCAUAUCAAUUUGUAUUGAGAAAGGGUUGAUAACAGAGGCAUUGACACACUUUGUGCAAAUGCUGACUAGGGGAUUAAUGCCUGACUCAUUUAGCCUUGCAAGUUCUCUCUCAGCUUGUGCUGAUGGAGGUUUAUUGCUAGUUGGAGAUCAGAUACAUGGUCAUAUCAUCAAAAGAGGCCUUUCGCAUGAGUUUGUCCAGAAUGCACUAAUUGAUAUGUACUCGAAAUGUGGUUUAACAGAAUUAGCAUACAUGAUAUUUGAUGAGAUCAAAGAGAAGAGUCUUGUAAUGUGGAAUUCUAUGAUUUGUGGAUUCCAUCAAAAUGGAAAUUCUGUGGAGGCAAUUAGCCUCUUUGAUCAAAUGUACUUGAACGGUCUUGAGAUGAACGAUGUGACCUUCUUAAGUGUGCUUCAAGCAUGCUCCAAUAUGGGUUACCUGGAGAAGGGAAAAUGGCUUCACCACAAGCUCCUCACCUACGGUGUAAGGACGGAUCUCUAUAUCGGUACAGCUUUAACUGAUAUGUAUGCCAAGUGCGGAGACCUUCUAACAGCCCAAAGGGUUUUCAAUAGCAUGCCAGAAAAAAGUGUGGUGUCAUGGACGGUCAUGAUUGCUGGAUAUGGAGCACACGGUAGGGUGACUGACGCCAUCUCGCUGUUCAAUCAGAUGGUGGAUUCAGGUGUAAGACCUAAUCAAGUUACCUUCAUGAACAUUCUUUCGGCUUGCAGUCAUGCAGGAUCCAUGGAAGAUGGAAAAUCAUAUUUUAAAUCGAUGAGGGAUUUUGGUGUUGAGCCUAACUCAGAACAUUAUGCGUGUAUGGUUGAUCUUCUAAGUCGUGGUGGUUCCGUCAAUGAAGCUUACAAAAUCAUCAAAUCGAUGCCAUUUCCCGCAGAUGCAAGCAUCUGGAGUGCGCUACUCAAUGGUUGUCGAAUCCACCACAGGAUGGACAUGAUUGAAACCAUCAAAGAAGACCUUCUAAACAUUCAUACAGAUGACACUGGAUACUACACCUUGUUAUCGAAUAUCUAUGCCGAGGAAGGGAACUGGAAGGAAUUUGAGAAGGUGCGAUCUGUAAUGAAAGGCAUAGGUCUUAGGAAGGUUCCUGGUUAUAGCUUAAUUGAGCUUGAUAAGAGAAUUUAUAGAUUUGGAGUUGGAUUUACUUCUGUUUUUCAAACUGAAGAACCUAUUACUUUCUUGGAAAAUUUCCAAAAUUUGUCUCAAGAACAUGUUUAUUAUUUAGAAAACCAAUAAUUUGAUGAUUGACAGCUCCAUAACUUCCAAGGAUGUUAUUCACAGCAUCAAGUUACCAAUUUUAUGUGGAAUGAUCAGGUAACAACGGAGUUAUCUAAUAGAUCCUGGCAUUGU
Messenger RNA from Hibiscus syriacus, 2564 nucleotides. RefSeq names its product putative pentatricopeptide repeat-containing protein At1g69350, mitochondrial. The transcript has a single exon. NCBI's taxonomy places the organism in Eukaryota, Viridiplantae, Streptophyta, Magnoliopsida, Malvales, Malvaceae. Gene Ontology annotation, biological process: RNA modification. The coding region runs from base 78 to 2450 and encodes 790 amino acids. The record is from RefSeq and is a predicted model, not a curated record. Gene Ontology annotation, molecular function: protein binding; RNA binding.